Messenger RNA from Dissoconium aciculare CBS 342.82, 1074 nucleotides. RefSeq lists its product as uncharacterized. The transcript has a single exon. NCBI's taxonomy places the organism in Eukaryota, Fungi, Ascomycota, Dothideomycetes, Mycosphaerellales, Dissoconiaceae. The record is from RefSeq and is a predicted model, not a curated record. Bases 187 to 759 code for a protein of 190 amino acids.
CUGCACAAAAAUGUUCUUCCUCUUAUCUCCUAGAGGCUAUCAUAACCAGCACUUCUCAACGCGAUUCCUGUAGUUCCAAACGUACGCUCGUCAAAAAUACCAUAACUACCAUUCACGGUAUCAACUCCUGCUAUCACAAAUUAGCGAUUUGCCGAGGACCUCGCGCACCCACUCCCACUGAAGAUUAUGGCGUUACCGCCCCUCGCAGAAAGUUUCGUGGGGCUCGCGACGAAUGCAAUGACAAGCAACGAGGAUCUGGUUGAUUCCACAGAAUACAUCUCACUCUUCCCGCAUUUUCACAGCAAAAUUCAGGCGGCAAUGCUCUUAAGCGGAAUCGUGUACAAUUGGAAACCCCCAUCGGAACAGCGCCUCAUGCUUAGCUACAACGAGAUUCCGAUCGAAGGUCUUUUCGUAUGCACAACCAAGAAAUGCAAUCUGCGACGCUGGCAUAGCUGCAGCGUCCUCAUGAUCAUCUGUAUUUACGAGGGCUAUUACUACGAUGUGGCCAUAUGGCAUCAAAAGUGCAAGAUCUGUCGAAACUGGGGGAGGCCACUGCCGGUUGAAACUUCCUACGUACAGAAGGUCGUGUUUCAGCUGAUGGUUUGGAACAAUAUUCCCGUGAAAGCACCUCCCCGUCGUCGUUCUCAUCACACCACAAACCCCCAUCUGGAAUACCUUUGUGCUGUGUGUCUACUGGGAAAACGAUGUCGUGCGGCGGAGGAGGCACGGCGCAAAGGGGUGACAGCUACUACCCUAUAGCAGUGGCAUGAUCCCUGCUUUUGCCUACCUUGUUGAGACUUCGUGUGCUUUCCAUCAGGAUCAUCCUGUGAAGGUGGAGGAGACUUUUCUCACGGAAGGAGGGCAUGGUAAUGAAACCCGACACACGGCGUACUAUCGAUAGGGUGUGGUGGCGCGAUGCGGUAGCAAUACAAUAGCACAACUCACAAAUUUGUUGGAACCCUAUCUUCGGCGUGGAUACACGUUCAGAGACAUCUUGCGCUGGAUAUUCAUGCAUUUCUACCGACAGAAAGAGGUACCCCUUCGUCCCAAUUUGGGAUUCAUCACCAAUUCUGA